CCGAUGUGACGUCAUAUUCAUGCGGCAGAAGUCGUUCGCGGUCGCAUGGUGUGCGGACUUUACCCUUCGCGCUGUACUGGACAUAACUGCGCUAUAACGUUUCAGUAGAAAUGGCUGAUUUCAGUAGUUUUGAUAUGCCGUCCGCCAGUUCUUCAGAAAAAGCCGACGCGGCAGAGCUUCAGCGGCUGUUAGCCGUGGAGCAACAGAAAGCCCAGUUUCAGGCUCAGGUGCACAACUUCACGGACGUCUGCUGGGACAAGUGCAUGGAUAAGCCGAGUGCCAAGCUGGACUCGCGGACGGAGACAUGUCUGGUGAGCUGCGUGGAGCGCUUCAUUGAUACCACCCUGACCAUCACCAACCGCUUCUCACAGAUGGUCCAGAAGGGCACGCACUGACCCCCCUGGAGGACUGUUUGGAGGCGGCAUAUCUGUUUAUACACUUUUUCAAAUGGGGGCUGGAUCUCAAAGGGGCUCCCUACAACAAACAUAUAAUCUAUUAUAUUUGCAACAAGGAGGCAUUUGAGAUUCAAGCUCUGGUUGUAUUUCAAAUAACUCCUCAAACCUGACAUAGUUCUACCAUCUGGGAUUCAGGCUCUGCUUCCCUUCGUCAUGGGAAUGAAGGUCUAAUGUUCUGCCUGAGCCUCAGUGUUUGGGAAAGGACACACUACACAGCACCUCCCUACCAUGCCAUGUUGGUUGUAGAUCUUCCAAUUCGUGUUUCGUUCAUUUAUGUCCGAUGUCCCCAGCAGGAAAACAGUGGACUUUGCGGUUAUAGUGAAUAUUUGUGUUUAGGUUAAUCGAUAAUGACAGUGAUUAUAAUUUUCAAGCAGGCAAACUUUCCUGUAUUAGAGUUUAGAAAACUGUGAACACAUUAUGAUGUUUCUUUCUGAAAUAUUAUCACGUACAAAACACAUGCAAAUCAGUUGUAUGUAAUAAACGGAUGGUUAGUCAA
Messenger RNA from Pygocentrus nattereri (red-bellied piranha), 951 nucleotides. RefSeq names its product translocase of inner mitochondrial membrane 8 homolog B (yeast) (gene timm8b). The record is from RefSeq and is a predicted model, not a curated record. Lineage: Eukaryota; Metazoa; Chordata; Actinopteri; Characiformes; Serrasalmidae. The coding region runs from base 111 to 395 and encodes 94 amino acids. The transcript has 2 exons.